GUCAAAACGGCAAUCAUGAAGAGCCUGGAAAAGCAGCAUUCCCAGAUCACCUUUGAAGAGGCCGUCGAGGCCACGUUCCGCACCUUCGAUGCCGAGGGCACGGGACACCUCACCGCGAAGCAGCUCCAGGCCUCGAUGAGGAGUAUCGGCCUGACGUUGUCGGAUACGGCAGUGGAGGACAUGAUCAAGGAGGCAGAUCAACAACAGCAGGGCUUCGUGGACUACCCGGACUUUGUGACCAUCUGCCGCAUCUGCGGCAUGGGACCUGUGAAGGCAGCCAAG
This is a messenger RNA of Symbiodinium pilosum, 282 nucleotides long. Lineage: Eukaryota; Dinophyceae; Suessiales; Symbiodiniaceae. The record is from the annotation of a GenBank genome assembly.